Messenger RNA from Colletotrichum truncatum, 1323 nucleotides. Its product is annotated as gas1-like protein. The record is from RefSeq and is a predicted model, not a curated record. NCBI's taxonomy places the organism in Eukaryota, Fungi, Ascomycota, Sordariomycetes, Glomerellales, Glomerellaceae.
AUGUCUUCUUCCAUGAAGGCUUUGGUCACCUCCGCCUUGUUGGCGGUGGCUCACGCCCAGGGUGUUAUCCUCAAGGCUCAGGGCCCAAAGGGUCCUGCAUCUCUACCUCUUCAAGUCGACACUAAGAAGGCCGACGCCAACAUUAUCAACACCAAGGAGGUUACUGAUAACGCCGUCAAUGAAUGCGGCCGCACCAUCCUUGGAGGCAACAUUGACAUUGGCGAGAACACCGAAAACCAGUUGAUUGCGAAGACCGUCACACAGGUUACCCAGGGUAGCACCGUCGAUGUUCAAAUCGCACAAAUCAGCCAGGAUGGUGUCGGGCCUUACACCUGCGAUAUGGAUCUCACCAGCAAUGCCAACGGUGCGACGGGACAGACUCCUCUUCAGGUCCAGGAGAGCAAAGCGCAGAACGGCAUUAUCAAUCUCAAGGUUACGAUGCCUAGUAACAUGACCUGUGUCGGAGCUUCCACCGGUGACGUUUGCACCGUCCGCUGCUUCAACUCUGCUGCAAAGGGCCCCUUUGGUGGCUGCUUCGCUGUACAGCAAACCGAUACCACACCCAAGCAGAACACCCCCGACAACAUCCCGACUGCUCAGACCUUGGACGGAAUCCUCACUCAAGUUCAGCAAAACGCCAAGGAUCUCCCGGCCGCUGUCAAGUCUAACCAGGAGGCCGCGACACAGGACGAGCAAGGUGUUGCUGCUAUCAAGGAGAUUCUCGGCAACAAUGCGACGCAGGAGGCUGCUGGCCCUGCCGGUAAUGCCAACACUGGCAACAAUAACAACAACAACAACGCUGGUAACCGUAAUGGUGGCAACAGAGGCAAUGGCAAUAACAAUAAUGCUAACAACGGCAACCGUAAUGGCAAUAACAACAAUGCUAACAAUGGCAAUGGUAACCGUAACGGCGCGAACAACAACGCCAACAACGGUAACGGUAGAAACAACAAUGCCAACAACGGCAACGGCAAUGGCAGAAACAAUAACGCCAACAACAACAACAACAACAACAACAACAACAACAACAACAACGCCAACACCAAUACCAACAAUGGCAACGGCAGAAACAACAAUGCCAACAAUAACAACAACAACAAUAAUGCCAACACCAAUAAUGCCAACACCAACAACGCCGCCAACACUAAUGCCAACAACAACAACGGCAACGGCAAUGGAAACCGUAUUCAGCCUGCCCAGCUGGCUAACAACAACAAUAACGGCAACGGCAACGGUAACAAUGGCAAUGGCAGGAACAACAACAACAAGCGGGACAUCCCCCGUUCGCGCUUCGCCAGAAGGAACCGCGUUCCCCAGUACUAA